AUGAUGAGACCCGACGAUGAUGACGGCAACGACGAUGGCGCCCCCGACAAUGAUUAUGCCACCAACGACGAUGGUGCCUCCGACGACGAUCACGCCAGUCACGACGGCGUGGACCUAAGCUUCCUGUUCAAGAGCAUCUCAUCUCUGAUCCUCGAGGAGAGAUUCCCGACACAACACGCCCGCGUGGACGCCUCCCCCGAGGGCACGCCCAUCUCCGACGAUGAUGAGAUGACGUUCGAGACUCCCCGCGGCCGUUCUAUCGAAGCCGCCCAUGUCGGUACCGCUCACGCCCCCGCACCCGUCCCCGCCCCCUCCCACGGUGCUGUUCGAGUCGACAGCCAGGGCUACUACUUGCCCAGCCAGACCGAGUACAGCAGCAAGUAUUUGCUGGGCCCGGAGGACUUCAAGGAAGUCGGCGGCACAGCCAACGAGCCCGCCACCAUCGGCCUGGUCGUCCUCAUCCUCAAGAACGACUGGAAUCACAAGGUCGGUAAGGCGAAGUUCAAGAUCGUCCACAUCGACAGCGGCGACGGCAAGAAGAGCGCGCGCGACGGCAAGAAGACCCACUUGUACGUCGACAACGACAGCGACUUGUAUCGCAUCAAGUUCCAAGGCAGCACCUGGGAUCGCGGUGCCAUUGCUCGUCUGCACGAUGUCAGCUUCGAGCUCAAGUCUGGUCGACCGAUCCAAGAUGGAUCGCAGAUUCUGGACUCGCCAUGUUCGCGCUGCGUCCGAAGAGACAUUUGGUCGCUUUAG
Molecule: messenger RNA, 756 nt
Organism: Moesziomyces aphidis
Lineage: Eukaryota; Fungi; Basidiomycota; Ustilaginomycetes; Ustilaginales; Ustilaginaceae
Source: the annotation of a GenBank genome assembly